GAACAGCCUUUGCCCUCACUCAACAUGGCCGCCUUCCGCCUUCGUUCUUGUUGGUAAAUUGACUCUCUCGGCUCCCGUUCUCCCCCCGCCCUUCCUGUCGCCGCAGUAGCCAUGGCGUCCAUGAGUUUACUGCAGCGGGUUUCGGUCACUGCGGUGGCAGCUCUGUCUGGCCGUCGCCUUGGCACUCGACUUGGAUUCGGGGGCUUCCUCACGCGAGGCGUUCCGAAGACUAUCGCUCCUGUGCGACAUAGUGGAGACCAUGGGAAAAGAUUGUUUAUCAUCAAACCUUCUGGAUUCUAUGACAAGCGUUUUCUGAGUUUACUGAAAUUCUACGUUUUGUUGACUGGGGUUCCAGUAGUAAUUGGCAUAACUCUGGUGAAUAUAUUCAUCGGUGAAGCUGAGUUGGCAGAAAUUCCAGAAGGCUAUAUCCCAGAACACUGGGAAUAUUUCAAGCAUCCUAUAUCAAGAUGGAUUGCCCGAACUUUCUAUGAUAGUCCUGAAAAGAAUUAUGAAAGAACAAUGGCUAUCCUUCAAAUUGAAGCUGAAAAGGCUGAAUUGCGGUUACAGGAGCUGGAAGUACGAAGACUAAUGCGUGCGAGAGGAGAUGGUCCCUGGUAUCAGUAUCCAACCAUUGACAAGGAGCUUAUUGAUCACGCUCCAAAAGCAAGUCCCGACAACUAAUCUUUUUAUUUCUCUAAAUACAAAGUAUAUUCUCUUUAUGGGAAAAUAAAUUAAUAAAUAUAUUCUGUAUUUUUGCUCACUGUGGUGAAUAAAAGAUCCUCUUCCACUGC
Messenger RNA from Rhinolophus ferrumequinum (greater horseshoe bat), 791 nucleotides. RefSeq names its product NADH:ubiquinone oxidoreductase subunit B5 (gene NDUFB5). Lineage: Eukaryota; Metazoa; Chordata; Mammalia; Chiroptera; Rhinolophidae. The transcript is spliced from 6 exons. The record is from RefSeq and is a predicted model, not a curated record. The coding region runs from base 112 to 681 and encodes 189 amino acids.